Molecule: messenger RNA, 303 nt
Organism: Arabis nemorensis
Lineage: Eukaryota; Viridiplantae; Streptophyta; Magnoliopsida; Brassicales; Brassicaceae
Source: the annotation of a GenBank genome assembly
AUGAACGAAGAUGGAGUAUCACUCGCUGCACUCUAUCAUUUGAACAGAGAAAGGUUCUUCAUGGAGAGUUGGUACCAAUUGAAAGAUGCAGUUCUUGAAGGAGGUAUUCCAUUCAACAAGGCAUUUGGUAUGGAUGCUUUCGAGUACCAGGGGCCCGAUCCGAGAUUCAACAAAGUGUUCAACAAUGGAAUGUCGAAGCACACUACCAUUGUCAUGAACAAGAUUCUAGAGACAUACAAAAGCUUUAAGGGAUUGUAUUCUUUGGUAAUGUUGGUGGUGGAAUUGGAGUCACUCUCCGUCUGA